This is a messenger RNA of Sapajus apella (tufted capuchin), 3450 nucleotides long. RefSeq names its product collagen type X alpha 1 chain (gene COL10A1). Gene Ontology annotation, molecular function: protein binding. NCBI's taxonomy places the organism in Eukaryota, Metazoa, Chordata, Mammalia, Primates, Cebidae. Bases 252 to 2294 code for a protein of 680 amino acids. The record is from RefSeq and is a predicted model, not a curated record. The transcript has 3 exons.
AGGCAGACCUUCAUUCAGUAGCCAGCAUAUGAUUCAGCAGAGCUUUGUAUAAAAGUAUAAAGUUCAAAAACAACCCCAAAAAAGCUCGGGAAGUAGUGGAUUGUUUUUACCCCUCCUGGAAUCACCACUGACAGUAUCCAUGAAGUUCUGACAGAAGAACACGCCAGGAUGACAAAGUAGUGUCUUUUAAAGAGCAGCCAACAACAAGCACAUAGGGAAUCUUUCAACAAAUACAGAAUCCAUCUGAGAAUAUGCUGCCACAAAUCCUGUUUUUGCUGCUAGUAUCCUUGAACUUGGUUCAUGGAGUGUUUUAUGCUGAACGAUAUCAAACACCCACCGGCAUAAAAGGCCCACAACCCAACACCAAGACACAGUUCUUCAUUCCCUACACCAUAAAGAGUAAAGGUAUAGCAGUAAGAGGAGAGCAAGGUGUUCCUGGUCCACCAGGACCCGCUGGACCUCGAGGGCACCCAGGUCCUUCCGGACCACCAGGAAAACCAGGCUAUGGAAGUCCUGGACUCCAAGGAGAGCCAGGGUUGCCAGGACCACCGGGAUCAUCAGCUGUAGGGAAGCCAGGUGUGCCAGGACUCCCAGGAAAACCAGGAGAGAGAGGACCAUAUGGACCAAAAGGAGAUAUUGGACCAGCUGGCCUACCAGGACCACGGGGCCCACCAGGGCCACCUGGAAUCCCUGGACCAGCUGGUAUUUCUGUGUCAGGAAAACCUGGACAACAAGGACCCGCAGGAGCCCCAGGACCCAGGGGCUUUCCUGGAGAAAAGGGUGCACCAGGAGUCCCUGGUAUGAAUGGACAGAAAGGGGAAAUGGGAUACGGUGCUCCUGGCCGUCCAGGUGAGAGGGGUCUUCCAGGUCCUCAGGGUCCCAUGGGACCACCUGGCCCUCCUGGAGUGGGAAAGAGAGGCGAAAAUGGGGUUCCAGGACAGCCAGGCAUCAAAGGUGAUAAAGGUUUUCCAGGAGAAAUGGGACCAAGUGGCCCACCAGGUCCCCAAGGCCCUCCUGGGGAACGAGGGCCAGAAGGCAUUGGAAAGCCAGGAGCUGCUGGAGCCCUGGGCCAGCCAGGGAUUCCAGGAACAAAAGGUCUCCCUGGGGCUCCAGGAAGAACUGGGCCCCCAGGGCCUCCUGGCUUUGGGAAACCGGGCUUGCCAGGUCUGAAGGGACAAAGAGGACCUGCUGGCCUUCCUGGGGGUCCAGGUGCCAAAGGGGAACAAGGGCCAGCAGGUCUUCCUGGGAAGCCAGGUCUGACUGGACCCCCUGGGAAUAUGGGACCCCAAGGACCAAAAGGCAUCCCAGGCAACCAUGGUCUCCCAGGUCCUAAAGGUGACACAGGGCCAGCUGGGCCUGCAGGAUACCCUGGGGCUAAGGGUGAAAGGGGCUCCCCUGGGUCAGAAGGAAAACCAGGGUAUCCAGGAGAACCAGGUCUCAGUGGUCCUAAGGGUAACCCAGGGCUACCAGGCCCAAAAGGUGAUCCCGGAGUUGGAGGCCCUCCUGGUCUCCCAGGCCCUGUGGGUCCAGGAGGAGCUAAAGGAAUGCCAGGACACAGUGGAGAGGCUGGUCCAAGAGGUGCCCCUGGAAUACCAGGUACUAGAGGCCCUAUUGGGCCACCAGGCAUUCCAGGUUUCCCUGGUUCUAAAGGGGAUCCAGGAAAUCCUGGUCCUCCUGGCCCAGCUGGCAUAGCAACUAAGGGCCUCAAUGGACCCACUGGGCCACCGGGGCCUCCAGGUCCAAGAGGACACUCUGGAGAGCCUGGCCUUCCAGGGCCCCCUGGCCCUCCUGGCCCACCAGGUCAAGCAGUCAUGCCUGAAGGUUUUAUAAAGGCAGGCCAAAGGCCCAGUCUUUCUGGGAUGCCACUUGUUAGUGCCAACCAGGGAGUAACAGGAAUGCCUGUGUCUGCUUUUACUGUUAUUCUCUCCAAAGCUUACCCAGCAAUAGGAACUCCCAUUCCAUUUGAUAAGAUUUUGUAUAACAGGCAACAGCAUUAUGACCCAAGGACUGGAAUUUUUACUUGUAGGAUACCAGGAAUAUACUAUUUUUCCUACCACGUGCACGUGAAAGGGACUCAUGUUUGGGUAGGCCUGUAUAAGAAUGGCACCCCUGUAAUGUACACCUAUGAUGAAUAUAUCAAAGGCUACCUGGAUCAGGCUUCAGGGAGUGCCAUCAUUGAUCUCACAGAAAAUGACCAGGUGUGGCUCCAGCUGCCCAAUGCCGAGUCAAAUGGCCUAUACUCCUCUGAGUACGUCCACUCCUCUUUCUCAGGAUUCCUAGUGGCUCCAAUGUGAGUACACCCCACAGAGCUAAUCUAAAUCUUCUGCUUGAAAAGGCAUUCUCCAACUCUACCCCACCCUACAAAAUGCAUAUGGAGGUAGGCUGAAAAGAAUAUAAUUUUUAUUUUCUGAAAUACGGAUUUGAGUUAUCAGACCAACAAACCUUCCCCGUGAAAAGUGAGCAGCAAUGUAAAAACACAUGUGAAGACCCUCUUGAAUUUCUAGUCAGCAAUCCUAAGCCUCUUUCAAGUUUUCUGUGAACUCCUCCAAUAUUUAAAAAUAUCACCAAAGAAGUCCUGCUAUGUUAAAAAAAAAAAAUCUAAAGAAAAAAAAAGAAAUACAGCUCUAAGUUAUGUGAAGUUUGAUUUGAGAAACUCAACAUUCCCUUUUUUAAAAAACCUGUUUCUAACUACUAAUAUGAGAACUUCUUAGGAAACAUUCAGGAGGUAUCAUAUAACUUUGUAGAACUUAAAUACUUGAAUAUUCACAUUUAAAAGACACUGUAUCCCCUAAAAUAUUUCUGAAGGUGCCAUACUCUGAGGCCUGUAUGGCCCCUUUCAUCAAUAUCUAUAAAAUAUACAGGAGCAUGUAUACUUUUAAAGCUCUUAUAUUAAAAAACCCCAAAAUAUUAUAUUGAAGUUCAUCUGAAAUGCAAGGUGCUUUCGUCAAUGAACCUUUUCAAGCUUUUCUGUGACUGCAGAGAAGCUUUUUAUAUACCCAGCAUAAAUUGGAAACAGGUAUCUGACCUAUUCCUAUUUAUUUAACAAAAAUGUGAUUAAUCUGACUUCUUUAAUUCCUUAUUGGAGCUUAUGUGAUGCGAUUUUCUGGAUUUACAGAACGUUAGCACGUGUACCUUGUGCCUCCCAUUCAAGUGAAAUUAUAAUUAACAUUGAGGGUUUCAAAGAAUUGACUAGAAGUGGAGAUACAUUAUUUAUUUAUGCUCUGUACUGUAUUUUUAUAUUGCUGUUUAAAACUUUUAAGCUGUGCCUCACUUAUUAAAGCACAAAAUGUUUGACCUACUCCUAUUUACAAUACAAUAAAAUAACAUCAAUAGACUUUUAUGCUGAAUUAAUUUGAAAGCAGCAAUUUGCUGUUCUCAACCAUUCUUUUAAGGCUUUUCAUUUUUUAAAGCUAAUAAAAAAGUGGAACAAUAAAGUGGUGGGUGGCUUUU